Messenger RNA from Fomitiporia mediterranea MF3/22, 888 nucleotides. RefSeq lists its product as uncharacterized. Gene Ontology annotation, biological process: maturation of SSU-rRNA from tricistronic rRNA transcript (SSU-rRNA, 5.8S rRNA, LSU-rRNA). The transcript is spliced from 4 exons. Bases 1 to 888 code for a protein of 295 amino acids. The record is from RefSeq and is a predicted model, not a curated record. Gene Ontology annotation, cellular component: preribosome, small subunit precursor; nucleolus. Lineage: Eukaryota; Fungi; Basidiomycota; Agaricomycetes; Hymenochaetales; Hymenochaetaceae.
AUGGGACCGUCACGCACAUCAACAGUGAAACUUCAGAAUGUGAAUGCACGCUCAGGGGUACAUGAGUCAUCCCGGAGACAUGGCUCGAAUACUAGGCGAAAAGCUGAUGCGCAUGUAAAUGACGCAUCGGCAAGUGACAUUCCUGGCGUGCAAAAACUAAAAUCUGCAUUACGACAGGCACGCCGAUUACUCGCAAGGGACAACCUCGCGGCGGAUGUACGCGUCAAGACGGAACGGCGGUUGAAAUCUCUCCAAUUAGAUCUGGAAACUGCCGAGCGAAGAAGAAAAGAACGUACACUGGCCAAGCGGUACCACAAGGUCAAGUUCUUUGAACGCCAGAAGGUGCUGCGCAGGAUCAAGAAGGUGAAGAAGCAAUUGGAACUGGAAGACUCGCCGCUUUCGAAAGAGGCGGUAACGAAGCUCGAGAACACGCUCUUUGAAUUUCGCGCUCAGCUCAAUUAUAUUUUGGUACGUUACCAUAAUUAUCCCAAGCUCGAGAAAUACAUUUCAUUGUUCCCGCCAUCUAAGGAAGAAACCGAGAAAAAUCCAGAUCUCAGCGAAGCCUUUCAGACACCGCAAAGCGAGACGGACGAGCGCAGGGAAGACCUCUUGCGCAUUAUCAAGCAAAAGAUGGCGAUGGGCGAGCUGAGCGAUGAACCGGAACUUGAUGUAGAAGGUACUACGGCUUCUGCCUCGGCGACGUUGUCACAUAUGGCAUUGGGAACACCGGUGAAGAGCGGAGCGCCUGCUCAAAAAGGGAAGAAAGGCCGUCCAGAGAUGUCAAAAUCCGAGGACAACGUGCCAAGGGAAACAGACCGUGUGGCAGACGAUAACUUCUUCGAAAUAGAUACACAUGCAGAAUCGGGGUCAGAAUCAGUCUGGGACUAA